Molecule: messenger RNA, 1783 nt
Organism: Haliaeetus leucocephalus (bald eagle)
Lineage: Eukaryota; Metazoa; Chordata; Aves; Accipitriformes; Accipitridae
Gene: COASY
Product: CoA synthase
Exons: 7
Coding region: 101-1189 (362 amino acids)
Biological process (GO): coenzyme A biosynthetic process
Molecular function (GO): ATP binding; dephospho-CoA kinase activity
Source: RefSeq, a predicted model, not a curated record
UCUCCCGGUCUCGCUCUCCACCGCCGCUCCGGGACCUGCGCCUUGCUGAACGGACCGCUUUCUUGCUUCUCCCUGCUGGCGCCCGGCAGACAAGGUCCUGAUGGAGCUGAUCGAGCCGUACGAGCUGCGAGCGGCAAAGCUGCGUGAGUUCCUGGAGGACGUGAAGCCCUCGCUGCAUUACGACAUCGUGCCUCUGGUCGACCCCUACGGCCCCUCAGUCACGGACCCUGACCUGCAGUGCUUGGUGGUCAGUGAGGAGACCCGCAGAGGAGGGGAGGCCGUGAACAAGAAGAGACUUGAAAACGGGCUCCCUGAGCUGGCUCUCUACGAGAUCCUGUUGAUGAAGGACCCCGAACACAGUCAGAAUGAGGAGGAGAAGAUCAGCUCCUCCAGCCUCCGGCAGAGGCUGCUGGGGACACUGCUGCGGCCCCCGCGGCAAGACCCUGCCUUGCCUUCGCGCCCAUAUGUGAUCGGCCUGACUGGAGGAACCGGUAGUGGGAAAACCUCCAUCGCCAAACUCCUGGGGCACCUGGGAGCAUUCCUCAUCGACGCUGACAAGCUGGGCCACGCCGUCUAUGUCCCUGGUGGCCCUGCCUACGAGCAGGUGGUGGCAGCCUUUGGGGCAGAAAUCUUGAAUGAAGAUGGGACAAUUAACAGGAAAGUCCUUGGGGCCAAAGUGUUUGGGAACCAGGAGCGGCUGAAGAGUCUCACGGACAUUGUGUGGCCUGAGAUGGCCCAGAUGGUCAAGGAGCAGAUUGGGGAGGCAGAUGCUCAAGGUAAGGCCGUGUGUGUGCUGGACGCUGCUGUGCUGCUGGAGGCUGGCUGGCAAGACAUGGUCCAUGAGGUGUGGACGGCCAUCAUCCCAGAGGAGGAGGCUGUGAAACGCAUCAUGGCCAGGGACGGGCUGAGCGAAGAGGCUGCUCGCAGCCGACUGCAGAGCCAGAUGACCAACAGCCAAAGGGUGGAGCAGUCGCAGGUGGUGCUGUGCACACUCUGGGAGCCGGAUGUCACCCGCAAGCAGGUGAGCCCCGGGCUGGCUGCAGCACUGGGGUCUGUCGCAGGUGGCAAAGGGGGAGGCAGGCGACUGACGUGUGCCGGAGGGCUCAGUGCUGUGCCCAGGUCAUGCAUGGUGUGCCUGGGCGUGCUGCUCACCAUCAAGGCUGCCUCUGUGCACAGCCAUGAGGGAUGAAUUCAGGGAUGUAAAUGCAGCAGGGAAGGGGCAGGAAGCGUGGGACCCUCGUGUAAGACUCCUGCCCCUGCUGUGGUGCCGCUCGCCUUGUCCCCGGCUUGGCUGCGGGCUCUGAGGUGCCGCCCCACAUGGGCUCUCUGGCAGGUGGAGAAGGCCUGGGACCUCCUGCAGCAGCGCCUGAGCCAGAAGUGCAGCCUGUGAGGGGGUCACGCUCCUCUUGGCCGUCAUGUGCCAAUCCCAUGGAUCCCACACCAGUGGGAUGGGAGGCGAGGGUCCAUGUCCUGGCCUCACACGCCGGCAGUGAGCCAGCCGUGCCGGGGAGGAGCGCAGCGCAGGGCCUGAACCCACCCACCCCGUCCAGCCCCGUGGAGGGGCCGGGGGCAUCCUGCCAUACCCUGGUUUUGGGGUGGGGGGGCAUUGCAGCGGCUCCUCAGGCCAAAGGGCUGAGCCUGCGCUGGAACCUGGACCUCCCUGUGGGACAGUAAAGAGCCUUCUGCCUCUGUAAGUGUCUGUCUGCUGGUCCUGUCCCCUGUACCCCCCAGCCCGCCCUGCAGCUGGUUCUCCUGCCCCUGGCCCCUGCCCUGCCUGAGCCCC